Sebastes umbrosus (honeycomb rockfish) is the source of this 4064-nucleotide messenger RNA. RefSeq names its product leucine-rich repeat and fibronectin type-III domain-containing protein 2. Lineage: Eukaryota; Metazoa; Chordata; Actinopteri; Perciformes; Sebastidae. The coding region runs from base 1189 to 3558 and encodes 789 amino acids. The transcript has 6 exons. Gene Ontology annotation, cellular component: postsynaptic density membrane; cell surface. Gene Ontology annotation, molecular function: protein binding. The record is from RefSeq and is a predicted model, not a curated record.
GUGGCUCUUUACGCAUAAUCAUCGCUCGAAAUCUCUCUCCGGUGUGUGUUUGUAGUUCUAUAGCUGACCUUCUUGACUCUAACCCCCUCCCUAGGGUGGGCUCUGUGAUACCUCAUGGUGUUUGUGCCGUCUAGGGUUAUCCUCCGCUCCAUUGCAGUCUUUCUAGCGCAGAGACUUCGCUCCUAUCCAUCUCCUCCUCGCUCUUUGGACAAAAACUCCUGAAUUAUUGAAAACAAAACCAAAAACUUUCUUUUCGGAUGUACUAUUUUCACCUUAUUUUUUUUUUUUUUUUUACAAACUUUCGGCUUGGAUGGGCGUUUUUUGGAAAAGCCAAACAUUUACAAGGACAUAUUGGUGUUUUGUUUUUUUUCUUUCCACUGACAAGUAACUACCGCGGGGAGAAAAUAGAAAAGCGCCUGUGCCAUGUAGCAGCAGCAGCGGCAGCAGCAGCAAGCGCUCUCUGAACAAACUGGAAAUACAUAGACGAGCCCACACACCAGCAAGAGAGCUAGUUAUUUUUACUUGAAGGGGGGAAACUACAAAUAUGCUGUGAAGCUCUCUCUUCGUCGCAGCUUGUGCUCCCGCGGCAAAAAAAAAGAGCGCAGGUUUUCCAGAGCAGCUCGUUGGUGGGAACACAAAAAAUUGUCAAGGAGAAGCGAUAUGCGGCUCGGUACAGGCAGCUGGUUUUUGCAGUUCGUCUCCUGGAAUUAGUGUUUGAAUGGGUGGAAAGGGAGCGGCUGUAUAGCCUCGGACCAGGAGGAAACAGAAAUACACUGAAUAAGAGCCUGCGGUGGCGCACAAUGGAUACUUGUCCGUCUCUGAAGGUGAAAGAGUGAACGGAUGAGGUGGAGGACUUCUUCCUCGGCACACACACAGACGUCACCUUGCAACGUUCGUCCGUGGGAGGAGGGGGAAGACUUGGGAUUGUUUGUUGCCCGCAGGAGGAAUUCAAGGUGAUCUGAGAGAUCAAAUGUGACAACUAUCAAGAAGAGGUGUUGUACCAAUCAGACCCCACCUUCUUGACAUGAAUCAUUAUGUGUUUGGAUACCUGACCUGACCAAUCGACUGUUCCUGUUACUGCUGCUUCGACAUCGUGCUCUCCAAGUGUGAAUGUGUGGCCUUGAGGUGUUUCUGAGGGACCAUAUGGCACAAUACCACACGUUAUAGGUCCUCUUUGUAUGAACUAACAUGGACAAAGUGGUCAUCAGUCUCCUGCUUCUGGGAACCGCAGUUACGAUGGUCCAUGCAUGUCCCAAAUACUGUGUCUGCCAGAACCUCUCGGAGUCUCUGGGGACUCUGUGCCCCUCCAAAGGCCUGCUUUUCGUCCCGAUGGACAUCGACCGGCGAACUGUGGAGCUCCGGCUGGGCGGCAACUUCAUCCUCAAGGUCACCACUGUUGACUUUGCCAAUAUGUCUGGUCUUGUUGAUCUCACCUUGUCCCGCAACACCAUCAGCACCAUCCAGCCUUUCUCUUUCAUCGACCUGGAGACCCUGAGAUCCCUGCACCUUGACAGUAACCGGUUGACUCAGCUGGGACCGGACGACCUCCGAGGGCUGCUCAACCUGCAGCACCUGAUCCUCAACAACAACCAGCUGAGUCGGCUCUCAGACACGGCCUUUGACGACUCGUUAUUGACACUGGAGGAUCUGGAUUUGUCGUACAACAACUUGCGCAGUGUGCCUUGGGAUGCCAUCCGCAAGAUGGUCAACAUACAUCAGAUGAGUCUAGAUCAUAACCUCAUCUACUACAUUGACGAGGGGACUUUUACAGAUCUGGAUAAACUGGCCCGCUUGGACCUCACCUCCAACCGCCUCCAGAAGCUCCCUCCGGACCCCAUCUUUGGGCGCUCCCAGAGCAAUGUAAUUAUGAGCACUCCUUACGCACCUCCACUCUCUCUAAGCUUUGGUGGAAACCCAUUGCACUGCAACUGUGAAGUGCUUUGGCUUCGAAGGCUGGAGCGCGAGGAUGAUAUGGAAACCUGCGCUUCUCCCGCUAGCCUAAAGGGGCGUUACUUUUGGUCCGUUCGUGAGGAGGAGUUUGUUUGUGAGCCCCCUCUGAUCACGCAGCAUACGCACAAGUUACUAGUGCUGGAAGGCCAAAUGGCCAGCCUGCGAUGCAAAGCAGUUGGGGAUCCGAUGCCAACUGUGCAUUGGGUUGCUCCUGAUGACCGUUUGAUCAGCAACUCCUCCCGAGCAACGGUAUACGAAAAUGGCACCCUGGACAUUACAAUCACCACAUCCAAGGAUUACGGGACCUUUACUUGCAUAGCCGCCAAUGCUGCUGGGGAAUCGAUGGCCUCCAUCGAGCUGUCCAUCAUUCAACUCCCCCAUCUGAGUAAUGGUACAAACCGUACCACACAGUCCAAGUCGGGGCUUUCAGACAUAACAAGCUCUACCAAGAUCAGUAAAGGGGAGCCUAAACCUCCACCAGAGAAGGCGGUGUCUGUAUCAGAAGUGACUGCCAUCUCUGCUCUGGUCAAGUGGACUGUUAACAAAUCAACUCCAAAGGUCAAAAUGUAUCAGCUUCAGUACAAUUGUUCUGACGAUGAAGUCCUCAUUUACAGGAUGAUUCCCAUGACUAACAGAGCCUUCGUAGUCACAAAUCUUGUCCCGGGGAUGCAGUAUGACCUGUGUGUCUUGGCCAUCUGGGAAGACACCGCCACCACCCUCACCGCCACCAACAUCGUCGGCUGCGUCCAGUUCAUCACCAGGGAGGACUACCCGCAGUGCCAGUCCCUCCACAGUGGCUUCCUGGGUGGCACCAUGAUCCUGGUCAUCGGGGGCAUCAUCGUGGCCACGCUGCUGGUGUUCAUCAUCAUCCUCAUGGUGCGGUACAAGGUGACCAACGGCAUCCCGACUAGCAAGUUACCCAGCGUGAGCAACACGUACUCGCAGACUAACGGGGGGUUGAACAGGUUCAACGGUGCCCCGCCGCAGGUCAAAUCCACGGUGGUGGUCAUGCGUGAGGAAAUGGUAGAGUUCAAGUGCGGAUCCCUCCAGAGCAGUCUCUCUUCAUCCUCAUCCUCUUCUAACUCAUUAGACAGCCAAACAGGAAGGGGAGCUGCUGGCGACCGCUACAGCAUGCAGGGCAGCGAAUGCAGCACCCUGCCCAGUAGCAAGUUCAGAAGGCACAGGCACGGUGCCAAAGCACGGCCGAACCUGGACCACCUUUUAGGGGCCUUCACCUCACUGGAGUUGCGAGGGGUAGGGAGGGAACACCACGGGGCCUCUGCCCCCCCCACCACUUCCAACGCUGUGAUGACGGUGGCUAUGGUGCCCCCGUCCGAUAAAGAACCCCUGCUCGGGAGGGCCGAGUCCACCACCAUGCUGGGACGUCUAUUAGGGAUGCCCCAGGAGGGCAAGCCCAAGAGGAGUCACUCGUUUGACAUGGGUCAUGUGGGGGCGGCGCAGUGCCGCAGCACCUACCCUCGCAGGAUCAGUAACAUCUGGACUAAGCGCAGUCUGUCUGUCAACGGCAUGCUGCUGCAGUAUGACGACAGUGAGGACGAGAAGCCCCCUUUUGAGAGCUCCGAGUGGGUGAUGGAAAGCACAGUUUGAGUUGGUCUAACCACGAGGUCCAUGGCUAAUAAUCAGGAACGGAAGGAACACGAGUGUAGAGGCAGGAUGUUCCAGAGGGAAUCGGCCUUUGGGUAUUGCAUGAAGUUCAUCCAUGUGAAUACUGUCUAAGUAAUUAUGUGAGAAAAGACUCUCAAAUCGAUCGAUUCCUGGCCACGAUCUCAAAUCUCGGACUAACUGUAUUUGAAAUAUUGUUCCCAUCUCAAAAAACACCGAACCUUGGAUUGUGCAGAGGGGAUGACUUCCCAUCCACAGGGCACGUUCUCAGAGAGUAAGAGGGGAAAAGGGAAGAUGAGAAAUUCAGAGUGGAUUUACUACGUCUUUAUCAAAAAGGACUGAAUGAGGAGGAUUUGCCUCGGCCGUGGUGAACUGGAUGUGCAUCACAAUGUCUUGGACCCUCAGCAUGAAAUGGGACUACUGCAACAAGUAGAGGGGAAGGACCAGAGGAGCAAAUAGAAAAUUAAAAACAAAGUCAUUUUUAUUUUCAA